AUGAUUGAACCAAAACUGAUUCACAAGAUCUGCAUCCCGUCCGGGAGCGACGCCGACGAGCUGCUCGCUCAUCUGAGGCUCGCCAAUCUUCCAACCAAGGAGCAGGUUCACGACCAGAUUGAGCGGAACCUGCUCCUUCCACGGCCUCGUCUCCCCGAUCAUUGGCUGCCGAAAUACCAGCUACACUGGGAAACAAAGCUGUCCAUCCCCUCGCUGCUCAAAUUCGAGCCAUCGCCUCCGCCUACCUCUCUAGCCUUCGUUCGAACCGGGCUCCAAGGCCGUGUAACUGACUACACUGAGGUUGCCAACCCUCGCGUAGCCACCGGCUUGACGUCUACUGCUCUCGACCGAGCGCCCGCGCCCAGCCGCAGUUUCGUUAGGGGGAAGUCCAGCUAUAUCCCCUUCCUACCGGGCGGUCUCGAUGUUCUCAGGAAACCAGUUGAGGAGCUGGACUUCGUCGAAGGCUCGUCGCAGUUGCGCACCCGCGCACCGGGUUUGUCGCGUGGUCUUCGACUACCCGGUGAAGUCGCAGAUGAGGCAGAUCCUGAUUUCCUCGGUCUCAGCUUUGCGUCCCGCGCCAGAGCGCCUGAAGAGCAGGAUCUGAGUGCACGUGCUUACGAGCCAAUAGACGAAGACGCGGAAGGAAAUAUUGGUUUCGGACCAGGCACAUCCGAGAUCGAUGAGCUGCUUCCCACAAGUAGGAGCCAGUUAAAUCCCGUACGAACAACACGCAGACAGCUGCGCCGCGCCAACGUUCAGAAGCGAGAUUGGGCCCAUGAAGUUGACAUCAACAAGCCGAUGACAAACUUCCACGAGCUUGUGCCAGAGAUGGCACACGAAUAUCCGUUUGAGCUCGACACGUUUCAGAAAGAGGCAGUGUACCACCUUGAGAUGGGCGACUCUGUUUUCAUUGCAGCCCACACGUCAGCCGGAAAGACCGUGGUGGCUGAAUAUGCUAUUGCUCUCGCGGGAAAACACAUGACCAGGGCCAUCUACACUUCCCCUAUCAAAGCACUAUCAAACCAAAAAUACCGCGACUUCAAACAAACCUUCAGCGCUGCCUCUGUGGGCAUCCUUACAGGAGACGUCCAGAUCAAUCCAGAGGGAAACUGCCUCAUUAUGACCACUGAGAUUCUCCGCAGCAUGCUGUACAAGGGCGCGGACCUCAUCCGCGACGUAGAAUUCGUGAUCUUUGAUGAAGUCCACUAUGUGAACGACGCUGAGCGAGGUGUGGUGUGGGAGGAAGUCAUUAUCAUGUUACCGGACCACGUCAACAUCAUCUUGCUUUCCGCCACCGUCCCCAACUGCAAGGAGUUCGCGGACUGGGUCGGCCGCACGAAGAAAAAGGAUAUCUACGUGAUUUCCACCGCGAAGCGCCCCGUCCCGCUAGAGCACUUCCUCUACGCCAACCGCGACCUGCACAAGAUCGUCGACGCAGAUCGCAAAUUUAUCACGGAAGGAUACAAAGCCGCCGGCGAGGCGCUCCGCCGGAAGCAGGACAAGGAGCGCGAGGCACAGGGCCUCCCACCCGUACAACGGGUGGGCGCGCGCGGGGCCGCCCCGCAGCGCGGAGGUGGCCGUGGGGGCAGAGGUGCGGGCGGCGGGCGAGGAGGGCAGCCCGCACGGGGGGCUCCGGCUCGCGGGGGCUCGGGCCCGCGGGGCGGUGGUGGGGGCCGCAGCUUCCACCAGCCCGACAAGAACCUGUACCCGAAUUUGCUGGACUUGCUGAAGAAGAAGACGCUGCUCCCCGUCGUCAUUUUCACUUUCUCGAAGAAGCGGUGCGAGGAGAAUGCGGGGACGCUGACGAACAAGGACCUGAGCACCGCGUCUGAGAAGAGCGAAAUCCACGUAGCGAUUGCAAAGGCGCUGUCGCGGCUCAAAGGUUCCGACAAGCAGCUGCCGCAGAUCAGACGCAUGCGGGAGCUGCUCCUGCGAGGGAUUGGUGUUCACCAUGGCGGUCUCCUCCCUAUCGUCAAAGAGGUCGUGGAGAUCCUCUUCGCUCGUGGACUGAUCAAAGUCCUUUUCGCGACCGAGACGUUCGCCAUGGGCGUGAACAUGCCCGCCAAGUCCGUCGUCUUCUCACAUAUCCGGAAACACGAUGGCCGCAGCUUCCGCGAGAUCCUCCCAGGAGAGUACACCCAAAUGGCGGGCCGUGCCGGUCGUCGCGGUCUUGAUUCCACUGGAACGGUAAUUAUCGUUGCUAGCGACGGGUGUCCUGAACAAGGCGUUCUCGAUACUAUGAUCCUGGGAGUUCCGAACAAGCUCCAGUCUCAGUUCCGCCUGACGUACAAUAUGAUCCUGAACCUCCUGCGCGUCGAGGCUCUACGUGUCGAAGAGAUGAUCAAGCGGAGUUUUUCUGAGAACGCGUCGCAGCGUAUGCUGCCCGAGAACCAGAAAAAGGUCAUUGAGCACGAGAAGAAACUAGCGGCGAUGACGCGCCUUGAGUGCGAUGUUUGCACGGCCGAUAUCGAGCACUAUUACGACACGUCCUUCGACAUCGUGGAACACAAUGACCGCUUGCUGGAGUACGCCGUUCAACAUGGCGGACGAUUCAUGUCACCCAAACGCGUCGUAAUCCUGCGGGACGGGUUGCUCAAGGGCAACGCAGCGAUUUAUCUCAAGGUGGCGGACGCCACCAUGGGCGGACAGAAUGUCAAGAUGUACACCGUCCUCGUCCUCGUGGAGAGUGAGUGGAAGAAGGCAAUCAACAAGACGGGGCAGCCCGGGAAAGACUUGGAACUCGCCCCUCCACACUGGCCGAUCACCCCUGAAUCACUGCUGACAGACAAACCAACUUACUAUGUGACCAUUGUUCCUCUUAGCAGCAUUUGUCUCAUUGCGGACCACGUCAUGGAGAAACUUGAUUUGGGCAAAAACCUCGACCGCAUGAGCGUCGCGCGGCUGGAAGCUGGCGUUCGUGAGCUUGACGAUGUGGUCAAGAAGUGGGCACGUGCCGAGACCAUCCCGGAGGUCCACUGGGGCAGGACGAAGAAACUCGAUUUCCAGGAAGCGCUGACCCGCCGAGAUACGCUCGCCCGCACGCUCCCGCGGUUCACCUGCACGUCGUGCCCGGACUUUGAAGCGCAUUAUGCUGCCACGCACGCACGCAAGUCGCUCGAGGCGAACAUCGCCGACCUCAAGGCCGCGAUGUCGGACCAGAACCUCGAGCUCAUCCCGGACUAUGAGCAGCGCAUCGAGGUCCUCCAGGAGCUCAAGUUCAUCGACGACAACUCGACCGUGCUCCUCAAGGGCCGUGUCGCGUGCGAAAUCAACUCCGCGAACGAGCUCGUGCUCACCGAGCUCAUCCUCGAGAACACGUUCGCAGCGUAUGAGCCCGAGGAAGUCGUCGCCCUCCUCUCCUGCUUCCUCUUUCAGGAGAAGACCGACGUCGAGCCUGUCGUCCCGCCCAAGCUGCAAGACGGGCUUGCGGCGAUCACCGCGAUCGCGGAGCGCGUGGAGCGGGUGCAAGACCGUCACAAGGUACCCGGAGAGGAGUUCCGGCAGCUCAAGCCCGGGCUGGUCGAGGUCGUGUACGAGUGGGCGAAGGGCAUGCCGUUCGAGCAGAUCACGGAGCUUACGGACGUCGCGGAGGGCACAAUCGUACGGGUAAUCACCCGUCUGGACGAGACCUGCAGGGAAGUGCGAGACGCGGCUCGGGUCAUCGGCGAUGCAGAGCUAUUCAAGAAGAUGGAGGAAGCACAAAUCAAGAUCAAGCGGGAUAUUGUAUUCGCAGCCAGUUUAUAUUUCUAG
Epithele typhae is the source of this 3750-nucleotide messenger RNA. RefSeq names its product antiviral helicase. Gene Ontology annotation, biological process: nuclear-transcribed mRNA catabolic process, 3'-5' exonucleolytic nonsense-mediated decay. Gene Ontology annotation, cellular component: Ski complex. The record is from RefSeq and is a predicted model, not a curated record. NCBI's taxonomy places the organism in Eukaryota, Fungi, Basidiomycota, Agaricomycetes, Polyporales, Epitheliaceae. Bases 1 to 3750 code for a protein of 1249 amino acids. The transcript is spliced from 21 exons. Gene Ontology annotation, molecular function: ATP binding; RNA helicase activity; RNA binding.